UCUUCUUUCUUCUCUAAAGUGAUCAUCACACAAACAUUUUUCCAUACCACAUAAAACCAGUCAUGGAUUACAAGAAAUCCAUAUUAGUUGUGUUCAUGGCCUUAGCAAUAGUGAUGAUAGGCCUCUCCUAUGGAUUCGAUUUCAACGAUAAAUUAGACUUAGAUUCCAAUAAUAGUUUAUGGGAGCUCUAUGAACAAUGGCUAAACUAUUACAGUGUAUCAAAGAGCCUUGAUGAUAAGCAAAACAGGUUCAAUGUGUUUAAGGAAAAUGUAAAGCAUAUCCAUCAAGUUAACAAAAUGGAUAGGCCUUAUAAGCUUAAGUUGAACCAAUUUGGUGACAUGACAAAUCAUGAGUUUCGGGCCCACUUUGCCGGGUCCAAGAUCCUCCACCAUAGAAUGUUCAAUGGGAAGAACACUACUCAAAGUUUCAUAUAUGCAAAUGCUGAUAAUCUCCCUUCUUCCAUUGAUUGGAGGAAAAAGGGUGCCGUUACUCCUAUCAAGAACCAAGGCCAAUGUGGAAGUUGCUGGGCAUUUUCAGCAGUAGCUGCAGUUGAAGGUAUAAACCACAUAAGAACAGGAAAGUUAGUGUCAUUAUCUGAACAAGAGCUUGUUGAUUGUGAUACCGAACAAAACCAAGGAUGUGAUGGUGGUCUUAUGGAAUGGGCGUUCGACUUUAUCGUGCAAAAUGGUGGUCUUACCACUGAGGAAAUUUACCCUUAUAGAGGUCAAGAUGGAAGAUGUGAUACACUUAAGAUGAACAAUCCAAAAGUAUCAAUUGAUGGGCAUGAAGUUGUACCAGAGAAUAAUGAAGAGGCUUUAUUUAAAGCUGUUGCUAAUCAACCUGUGUCUGUGGCCAUUGAUGCUAAUAGUCUAGAUAUGCAAUUUUAUUCCGAGGGGGUGUUUGAUGGUGAAUGUGGAACACAAUUGAAUCAUGGUGUAACAGCAAUAGGCUAUGGAACAACAAUUGAAGGAACCAAGUAUUGGAUAGUGAAAAAUUCAUGGGGAGAAGGUUGGGGUGAAAGAGGUUACAUAAGAAUGAAGCGUGAAAUCUCCAACAAACGAGGUUUAUGUGGCAUUGCAAUGGAAGCUUCUUAUCCUAUCAAAACUUCUAAAAAUCCUGUUCAAUACUUCAAUAAGGAUGAACUUUAAGCUUCUUAUUCAUAAAAAUAUGUUUUUAUAAAGUUUAAUUAACUUUCAAAUUAUGUUAUUACAAGAAGAUUCUGCAUGUUCUAAUUGUUGUUGAAAAUAAUCUAAGAGCUACUCUCGUGAGAAAUAGUCUUUCGAUGAGAUGAUCUCAAAUAAGGAACAUAUAUUCUCAUAAUAUGUAUGGCAUGGUCUAUAUUUAACUCAUAUAUAAAGCCUUUAU
Amaranthus tricolor (Joseph's coat) is the source of this 1365-nucleotide messenger RNA. RefSeq names its product KDEL-tailed cysteine endopeptidase CEP1-like. Gene Ontology annotation, molecular function: cysteine-type endopeptidase activity. The coding region runs from base 63 to 1148 and encodes 361 amino acids. NCBI's taxonomy places the organism in Eukaryota, Viridiplantae, Streptophyta, Magnoliopsida, Caryophyllales, Amaranthaceae. The transcript is spliced from 4 exons. Gene Ontology annotation, cellular component: lysosome. The record is from RefSeq and is a predicted model, not a curated record.